AUGAGUGACCAAUAUAUAAAAAGCAAAAUCCUUUUUAAAAACCAACCUCGGUGGCCAACUGCCCUUCUGGCCAAACUCUUCUGUCCAUGUCCAACAGGUCAAUAUCAGAGUUACAAACCAGAGCACAGAUUACGCUGUUAUAUCAUAGUAGUAAGUCAGACACUAACAGGUCUUUUUCUUUCUUCCUUAGGUGAGUCUCAGGGUGUGGUGAACUUUGUAUUCUCUAAAGACACCAGUGACCUCUCUCUGGUGGAGCAGGCUAAUGUCUGGCUUUUCCUACGUCUGGCUAAAGCCAACCGCAGCCGAGCCAAAGUUACAAUUCGCCUCUACCAGCAACACAGUCUCACAGAUGGACGCCCUCUUCUACCUAAGGACGACAUCCUGCUGGCAGAGAAAAAGGUUGACACCCGUCGCAGUGGCUGGCACACCUUUCCAGUAUCAGCAGCAGUGCAAAAACUGCUAGAGAGCAGUGAGAGCUCUACUCUCAGCCUACGAGUGUCUUGUCCACUCUGUGGUGAUGCUGGAGCCACCGUUGUACUGGUCUCCAGAGGGUCAGAGACGUCACAGCGUUCCAGCCAGAGAGAGCAAUCCCACAGGCCCUUCCUGAUGGCCGUUGUCCGACAAGGGGAUGCCAGUGACGGGCGGCGGCGCAAAAAGCGCGGGCUGGAGUGUGACGGCAAAGUCCGUAUCUGUUGCAAGCGUCAAUUCUACGUCAACUUUAAAGACAUCGGCUGGAAUGACUGGAUCAUUGCACCUCCAGGUUACCACGCCAACUACUGCGAGGGCGACUGCCCCUCUCACGUGGCAAGCAUUGCGGGGUCAACCUUGUCCUUCCACUCCACAGUCAUCAGUCAAUACCGGAUGAGGGGCUACAGCCCAUUCCAGAACCUAAAGUCAUGCUGCGUGCCCACACGACUACGGGCGAUGUCCAUGCUCUACUACAACGAGGAGCAGAAGAUCAUCAAGAAAGACAUCAAAGACAUGAUUGUGGAAGAGUGCGGCUGCUCGUAAAUGCAGACAAUACAAGUAGACAAGAGGGCACACCUCUGAAGUCUGACAAAAAGACGGGGUCAGAGAAGAAAAAAGUGACUUUAAUAAUUGUGGCUUUUACUUACGACACCCAUCUCCAUCAUACCCUCUGGGAUUUAAAAAAA
Cynoglossus semilaevis (tongue sole) is the source of this 1154-nucleotide messenger RNA. RefSeq names its product inhibin beta A chain-like. Bases 1 to 1011 code for a protein of 336 amino acids. Gene Ontology annotation, cellular component: extracellular region. The record is from RefSeq and is a predicted model, not a curated record. The transcript has 2 exons. Lineage: Eukaryota; Metazoa; Chordata; Actinopteri; Pleuronectiformes; Cynoglossidae. Gene Ontology annotation, molecular function: cytokine activity; growth factor activity.